Cuscuta epithymum is the source of this 722-nucleotide messenger RNA. The record is from the annotation of a GenBank genome assembly. Lineage: Eukaryota; Viridiplantae; Streptophyta; Magnoliopsida; Solanales; Convolvulaceae.
AGAACUAUGUCAAGUUUAAAUCCUCGUCGUACUACCAGAGCGUCUAUAGCAUUGAAUAAAGGAAGUGAUUUUGAGGCCAAAGGAAGUGAUUCUGAGGCUAAAGGAAGUGAUCUGAGGCUAAAGAAAGUGAAUCUGAGGCUAACAGUUCUUCGCACUCCCCUUCUGGUACAAGUUCUGAUGUCGUUGGGAAGAAGAGAAAAAACGACAAUACUCCUCGUCAUACUACCAGGGCGUCUGUUGCAUGGAAUAAGGGAAGUGAUUCUGAGGCUCACGGUUCUUCCUAUUCCGCUUCUGGAAGUAGAAGUUCAAAUCUCGUUGGGAAGACGAGAAAAAACGAAAAUGCUUCUAAGGCUGUGAAGAAGAGGGCUAAAGUUUCUGCUAAAGCAAAAAGGAAGAAGUCUAAGAUCUCCGUCAAUAAGAGGAAAAUUAAAAUCAAACCUGGCGGAUUUAAGGUGUGGUUUUAUGAAUGCUGUGAUUACUGUGAUGACGUUUUUGCUUCAAGAUCGGGUUCUCUACUUCCCCGUAUACUGUCUUGGCACUCAUCUGUUCCUCUCACAUUCAAGAAAUUGAAUAUGAAACUUCUUUGUUUAUCUGCUUCUCAGCUGAAGUUACACAAUCUUGUUCUUUCUGAUGUUGAAAAAGAAUCACCUGAAUUGGAUGAUUUGUUUGCUGGUAAUAUCUUAAGGCCCCAAAGUGUUCCUUCUACUUCAAAUGCUGGGGAG